CUGAGGUAUGAUUCGUUGCUGGCAGGAGUCAGCGAAACGACAGAAAUUAGAGAGUCCGAGUGAUUCGAAUUGCUCUGGUUCUGUUGAUGGGAAGUUGGCAUGUAUGGGUGAGCCGGUGGAAGACAAGGCUGCACGAAAUGUUGUUCAACAGGAGGUGGCUAAGGUAGUGGUUCGAGUACUCUCACCGUAUUAUGCCAAUAAACAGAUAGCAACGAAGGAUCUCUUCAAGGCAUUAGCACGUAAAAUACACAUCUGUUGUUGGAGCGUGAGAGCACCGGCCAGUUACUGGAUAGUUGUGAGGGUAUGUGUGCAGAUGUGGUAG
Messenger RNA from Corticium candelabrum, 322 nucleotides. RefSeq lists its product as uncharacterized. The transcript has 2 exons. Lineage: Eukaryota; Metazoa; Porifera; Homoscleromorpha; Homosclerophorida; Plakinidae. The coding region runs from base 8 to 322 and encodes 104 amino acids. The record is from RefSeq and is a predicted model, not a curated record.